UUAAAGAACGGAAACAUUGAUUUUAAAAUGUGUAUCAUGAAUGAAUUUAUAGUGCUUUUGACUGCUAAUUUCAUCAUUUUUAUCUUUGGGCAAUGUUGGACAAUUUGUCACCAUUUGUCAUAAUUUGAUCAUUCAGAUAAUGCAUGCAAUUAUUGUACUGACUACUGAUAAAAAACAAACUUUUUGCACAUAAUUCUGCUCAAUUUUCAGUAAUUCUACUCUGCUGACCCAGAAAUAUCAAGAUGAAGUCAAUGAUAAAAUAUAAAAGAGGUUUGCAUUGCAUCAACUCCACUAGUGACACUGAUGGUCUGAUGUGAUAAUCUUUAGUCAUGCUUGGCUCAUUUUAGAUAGAUAUGAAAUCAACAAUUUGUAUUUAUAACUGUUUUUGGGUGGUAAAGAAAAUUCUCAUAAGACGGCCGUGCAUUGUAAGAUUUUCUGCUCGACUGGUUUUAUUAUGACCAUAGUUUAAUCAUUAUACAUGUAUUAGCAGAGUGCAGAGAUUUAAAUCCUUGUAGGUAUAAUUUUUGUAGAUCCAUCGGAGGGCAUUGUCGUUUCUGGUCGCAUUCUAUCAGGGAGGGGACCAGUUGUCCAUGUGAACUCAUCCUAGGUUUCCUUGCCUCUAGAAACAUCUCUCAAUAGCUGAUUUUGCGCUUCCGAAACACCAGCUGAGAUUUUAGCGAUCGCAGUGGGAUGAUUGAGUCACAUGUAGGUAAAUAUUUCAGUGUUUAUCGAAGUACAAGGGACAACUUGAAAUUAACAGAUUCUUGAUUGCGUAGUGGAGUUUUACAUUGAUAUUUCAUUUGGGAGCUACAUUGAUCAAAGAAAACGCCAUUUAGAGCAUUUCAUUUCAAGAGCAGAGAACAACAGUAGGAGACGUUUGUUCUGAUCCUGGAUUAACUGAUGUUUUAGUUAUGGGAGUUAUGAUUGAGGGAUUUUAAAUUCAUUCAUUGAAUGUUGAUGUAUGAUGCUGCUUGACCGGUACCCUGUGUGACUAUACAGACCAUCCAUGUAACAAUCUCAGGAGAUGGGCUAUGGGAAGCCACAAAUGACAUCACUGAUUGUACAUUCCUCACUUUUCCUAGCAUUCCUCACCUCGCUGACACAUUCAGCGAAUGCAGAGUACAGAUGGAGGGCCGAUUCAUGGUCUGAUUGUGAGAAACCCUAUGGGACCUGUGGACGAGGUGGCACACAGCGGCGAAAUGUGUGGUGUGAGAAAUCCUAUCCCGUCCAACAGAGUGUUCCCCACUCGCUGUGUAGGAACUCGGGAUAUGACGAACCUCUGCAGGAGCAGUCCUGUUACAAAUCGUGUGAUUCUGUGGGUAGCUACCAAGUGAGGUGGGUGGUCGGACGAUGGUCCGAGUGUCAAAUAGAGUUGCAGGGAGUGGACUGUGCAAAGAAUCUCGGUUACCAAACGCGGGACGUUUACUGUGUAUAUCAGAUUACAGGAGAUCGGACAGAGGAUUCAGUGUGUGCAUCGUUUAAUCAGGGGAAGCCCCCUACACGGCAAUCUUGCAAGUACAACUGUCCGCAAAACUGUGUCGUGGGCGAAUUCUCUGAGUGGAGCUCAUGUGACGAUUGCCGGUUUCUAAACCGGAGUAGGACUAGAGAUAUCAUUGUGCCAAAUAAUAACAGAGGCAAGCCUUGCCCCGAUUUUUCCGAAAUGUCUCCCUGCAGCAAUUGUAGUGAUAAAUAUUUCCUGAAUUUCACUCCCUGGUCCUUUUGUCAGGUGUUUCCAGAUCCAUCUAACUCGCGCAUUCCAUACAAUCCUUACAUUGGUAACCAAGAUCGCUCCUUUGACUGUUUCAAUAUCCGAGGUCAGAAAGAGGAAUUAUCGAAGUGUACGGGGAAGUUCCAGCCGUUCUCCUUCAGACAGUCGUGCAUCAUCAGUCAGGAUUGUGUCCUCGGGCCGUGGCAGGGACUGACCACCAUCAACCAGACCUGUGUGUCGAGGAACAAUGUCGUCAAGUCCGGCUAUCUCUACCAGAAGAGAGACGUCAUUCAGAUCCCGCUGGGCGACGGCAAGCCUUGCGGUCCAUUAGAAGAAUACAUACCAAUAAAGUCUAGUCAGAAAAUCAACUGUCCAAGAACCCAGUGGAUAAUGUCUGAUUGGUCAGAAUGUAAGCCAAUCCAAGGCCACCAGCAGUGUAAUACAGGAAUACAGGACCGAUACAUCUUCUGUGUACAAAUAGAUCAAGCUGGCCGACAGACUCCUGUGGAGGAAUCGGAAUGUAGUCCAGAGAAAAGACCUCUGUCUUCACGAACCUGUCCCACCCAGUGUAAGACGGACUGUACAGUGUCCAUCUGGAGUCAGUGGUCCCAAUGUAAAGUCACUGACUGUGAAAUGUACGCUAGACGGCGCAGAAACAACAAGAAAACUGGACAGCGAUACAGAACGCGUGCAACAAUCACUGAGCCUGCACAGGGAGGUCAGAUGUGUCCCCAUCUGAGUGAGACCCAGAACUGUGACCCAGAGCCCUGUUACACCUGGCAUGUGAAACAAGGAGUGUGUAUCCCACAGCAGUCUACCUGUGGGGUGGGCAUCUCCCAUCAAACUGUCUCUUGCUUCAAUCGGAACAUGACUAGUGUGGUUGACAGCAGGUGCUCAGAACUGAAGCAGCAGCCCCCCACCCAGGUACAGUGUGUGGUGUCCUGUGCUGAUGACUGCGUGCUGUCUGAGUGGACAGAAUGGUCUGAGUGUCCGAGGAUCUGUCAGAACAACAUCUUCCCCAGACCCACGCUCAAACACCGCACCAGGACCAUACUGGCCAAGGCUGCCGGACAAGUGAGUAACUGUCAGGCCACACUAAGGGAACAAGGAGAGUGCCCGACUGUGAUUGAGUGUGACACCUACACGUGGCAGCCCGAGCCCUGGGGGCCCUGUUUGCUGGACAACCCCGUCAAGGGUUGUGGUAGGGGGGAGAGGAAUAGGAUCGUCCACUGUUACAGCAACCUGACAUCAGUGUCUGAGGUCAAGUGUGCGUUGGAGGUGAAGCCUCCAGUCAAAGAGGUUUGCACAGAGCCUUGUCCUGAGAAUUGUAACGUCUCUACAUGGUCGGCUUGGUCUGAAUGUUCUGCCACCUGUACUUCAGCCAACACGCUUUCCAAUCCGUCAAAGAGCCGUCGUCGUUACAUUGAGGUACACCCUAAGAACGGUGGGGUGCUGUGUCCCAGCCUGCUGAAGGAGGUCAAGGUGUGCUUUGACCUGCCGGUCUGUAACCAGUACCAGUGGAAUGUGACGGACUGGAGCGAGUGUAUCCUACACAGGAAGGAGAAGUGUGGUCGUGGGCUCAAAGCCAGGAAUGUGACCUGCCUGCUGAAUGAUGGCUCAGUGAGUCCUAUAAACAACUGUCUGACCAGUGUGGGACAGAUGCCGGUGGUUGCCGAGCCCUGCUACAUCGCCUGUGAGGACGAGUGUCUGUUCACUGAUUGGACGCCCUGGUCAAAGUGUUUGCAAGGGUGCGGCAGUAAGCGAUUCCGGCAAAGAAGUUCAAAAAUUGGUAGCAAUCCACCCCCAGAAUGCAGUGACAUGAUCAAGUACCCCCGAUAUGAGCCAGAUGUCUGCCACUGUGACCUGAUUAAGGAGGAACUGGGAGGGGAAUUCUCCCAAUGUAUCCUGGACCCACCAAAAGAAUCGUCUGGACUCCUCCGACCAAUAUCCACCUCAUCAAAGAGAGAUAAUCUAGCACCAUCUAAGGAUGAAGGAAAAGUGUGUGGGUGGGGACAAAAAAUCCGUUACGUGGCGUGUCAGUCAAGCUCAGCAGCCUCCAGUCUCAGGCGGUGCUCAGAAGCAGUGAGUUUGGAAGUCAAGCAUUGCAAUAUACCUUGUCCUAACGACUGUAAAAUGGCACAGUGGAGUGAAUGGUCAAAAUGUCCAUCAAAAUGUCGACCAGGCAUCCAAAAAAGAUCUCGCUACAUCGAGCAGCUCAACUCCGCUGGAGGGCGACAAUGUCCAAGUCUAGACAGCACACAGACAGAGACUCAAACUCGACUCUGCCACCCCGAGUGCUCUCAGUACAUAUGGAAGGCCUACGAGUGGAGCAUGUGUGACAGCAACAGUCGUACGUGUGGAGAUGGGACCCAGAGGAGAGUGGUCAACUGUGUGAUUGUCAAUGUCAAUGGUGACACCACAGGAAUCACUACAGAAGACAACUGUGCCGGCCAGGUCAAGCCACACAGUGAGCAGCAGUGUCGAUUGGCGUGUGUCGGGGAGUGCGUGAUGUCAGAUUGGACUGAGUGGACAGAAUGUCCAAGGCCAUGCUCAAACGGAUACCAAAAACAGACUCGUACUCGUAAAAUCAUGCGGCAUGCUAGCAGGUACCACCCUCGCUGUGGGGAGACUGAGGACUACAGGGACUGUAUCAAGGACAUUAACUGUGUGGACUACCACUGGUCCUGGAUGCCCUGGACCUCGUGUCUGAUCAACAAUGGUAACGAGGAGUGUGGGAGGGGCCUCCAGGAGAGGUUCCCUAUGUGUCGGACCCACAACGAGGUGGAUGUGGACGACCGCAUCUGUACUCAGAUCAUCGGUCCCCCUGAGCAUGGUAAGAGGACGAAUGACUGCGAGGUGCCAUGUGAUGUGGACUGCCUUGUUUCUGAUUGGACGGAAUGGUCCUCAUGUAGUCAGACUUGUGGAAUAGGAGAGAGUACCAGGGAACGAGUGGUUGUGGAACAGUACACAGGAAAUGGCCGUAAAUGUCCCUCGGAUCUGGUCCAGACAAAGCCGUGCUACCCCAAGGGAUGCUACCGCUGGACCAUCUCUGACUGGUCCCCCUGUAUGCCUCAGAAAAACAUGUGUGGUGCUGGCAUUCAGAUGAGGAAUGUUUCCUGUUUGGGGGAUGAUGGACUGCCCGCAGACCCCGAGAAGUGUCCUCCCGACCUUGAUAUACUUGUACUGAAGACAGAACAGAAAUGUGAAGUCCUCUGCCCCUGGGACUGUGUCCUGACUGAAUGGUCUGAGUGGAGCAAGUGCUUUGUCAACUGUGCUGAUUUUGCUAUAGGGGCAACGCAGGGUAAAACCAGCAGGUCCCGAGCCAUCAUUUCCCAAGGUCUGAUUCCUUGUAAUGACAAGCUAUGGGAAACAAAGAUUUGCCCAGCCACGGAUUGUACCAGUUUUUCUUGGGUGGCCUCCCCUUGGACUAAUGGCAAAAGAGAGGUAUCCUGUCAGACCUCAGAUGGAUUAGGAGUAAACAAAGAGGCCUGUCAUGGUUCCGUCCACCCCUCGUCGGUUCUGUCCUGUGACCCCCCAUGUAAUGGGGACCACAUGGUCUGUAAUGACACCAAUACCUGUGGGUGCGAGGCGGACUUUGUGGCACUGACCGAUAUCAUGGGACAGGUUGUGAGAUGUGUAGAACAGAACAGCACGCUGAAUGUGGGGGCACAAAAAAAGGACUCGGAGGAGGAAAUAGAGACUAACUACUGGAUGUAUGCGGUGGUGGCAGCAGGGACUCUGUUCAUCGUGUUUGUGGCUCUGGCCCUGUACCACAUGAGCGAUUUCUUUAAAAAUGGGCCACGUCCUCAUGGUGAGCCAAAAGAGGAGAAAAAGUCCAUAGGCAUAGAGAGUACGGACACCGCCACUAGAAUAUCUCGCCAAGGCAAUGAGAACUGUAACGUCUGCAGUCAGAUACCUGUUCCUGUGGAAACCAUGGUAACAACCAGUAAUGGCAGGACGGAGAUUCGGCUAGCAGAUGAUGUAGGUCCAUACGUUCAAUCCUGGAAUCGUAAAGGCUUGGCUAACCGUCUUGCUGAUGCUCUCUCCUGCUUAAUUCCUUGCAUGACUAAAAAUUCUUAUUCUGUGCAUGUGCAUGAAACUAUUAACGAGACCAGGGUUAAAAUGCCUCUUGAGAACAUGCGUCUGAUUGGUCACGAGGGAAAUUCCUUGAGAGAUGAAUCUAUGGAAACGGAGUUCAAUGAAAUCAGUAAUCUUGUGCACACCCCCAGUUACUACAUGGCGGUGAGUAUGUCUGAUGCUGAGAGUCAUCGAUCUUCUAAAGUGAUCACUCUACCCCAGGACAAAACCGACAACUAUUUAGGUGAUUCCUUAGAUACAGAGACUUCUAGUCCAGACUCAACCAAGUCACAGGUGAAACGAAGUCAGUCGGACUCUGCCAUUUCUAUACCCACCUCUAACUCACAGGGUGCUUGCUCAGGCACAAAUUCACCUUCAGUCAAAAAAGACAAGAUACUUAAGAAAAGAGCUGCAAAAUUUAGUGAACAUGGAAAAUAUGCUAAACACAGCUCUACACAGACAUCAACACAGAGUUCUGCAGAAGAGAUGGGGAACACAGGUAGAAGACCAGCCCCUCUGACUUAUCAAGACUCAAGAGAGACUCAAGCCUUCCCAAGUUCCAGUGGGUUUCCUGUUGAGGAAAGUAUGGAUGACUAUUUGGAAAAAAUGAAUUCCUUGAACACAUCAAAUGAACAUUUGAAUCAGAGGGGAGAAGAAUUUCUUCAGCAUGAAGAGAUAAAUGCUGCAGAAGAUCAUCUGCUAGAGUCUGAUGUUCAUUCCCCAUUUUUGGAGGCAUCAGGCAACCAUGUUGGAGAAAUUUCAGAGGUCUUUUUAGGGAAUUUACAAGAGCAAGCAGAAUUCGAGCAGUUGUUGCCUUCAGCAGAGGAUGGGGAUUCUGUGGACUCAAAAGAAGGUUUCUGUGUGUUUGUGCCUAGCACUUCUGACAUUGGCGAGGAAGCAAUAUUGACUCAGCCUGAAAGAUUGAAGGAAAGUGAUAAUAAUACAUCUCACAGAAGAGACAGACUAUCAAGACAAAAAAAGAUAGACGGGAAAGACCCCACUGAAAGUGAUCAUAACUCCAAUGUGAUUCCUGACCUAUCAGGUGACUGGUCACAUGACCCAAGUUCCCCAGUGUGCAAUUCUGUGAGCCCAGUGGGCUCGCCCUCCGCGAGUGACAACGUCACUCAAGGUAAUCGAGGUUCGUCCAAGAAAAGCAAGAGACCUUUACAGACUAGUUCCCCCAGAGAAGUCAAAUCCCAGAAUUCUAGUCACAAAAAAACUACACCUGUUUGAAACCUGUAGACCCAGUUUGCAGUUCUGGUUUUGGCAAGGUUGGGUUUUAUUUUCCCUACUAGCCCCAUUUGUGAAUUAAAUACAAUUAAAUGAUCUUGCACUUUGUGAACAUUUUCAAUAAAGCAUGGUUGUGUUCAUUUGAGAAUGAUUUAAAUUUUUAAAACGUGUUAGGAAAAAACCUUGCAUUUUUGUUCUGAGAAUUGAUAUUAAGCAAGAUCUUGUUUGCCUAACAUAUUCAGUAUGGACUAUUUAGGUUAUUGUGUCUAAAAUAUCUAAAAUAUAUGUAAAACCCGCAUGUGUAUUUAUGAUUCUUUUUUUUUUUAUUGCAAUGACAGUAUUACAAUCUUCAUUUCUGCAUGAUACUCACUUGUAUGUGUUUUUGUCAGUGUUAGAAUCGUUGCAAUAUGAUUGUAAUUAUUUAAUCAUCUGUAUAUUACCUGCAUCAUGUCAGCCUAUGUAUGUAAAUGUAUGUAAAAAUCCUAUGUUGCUGAGCAUAUCUGUGGAACACUUGAAGCACAGUAUUAAGACUGCUGGUAUGCUAAUAAUGAAAGCUAGUGAAGUAAAUUAUGAUUUGUGACAAAUUA
Molecule: messenger RNA, 7602 nt
Organism: Magallana angulata
Lineage: Eukaryota; Metazoa; Mollusca; Bivalvia; Ostreida; Ostreidae
Product: thrombospondin type-1 domain-containing protein 7A-like
Exons: 27
Coding region: 1025-7018 (1997 amino acids)
Source: RefSeq, a predicted model, not a curated record